This is a messenger RNA of Tilletiopsis washingtonensis, 1410 nucleotides long. RefSeq names its product MoaC-domain-containing protein. The record is from RefSeq and is a predicted model, not a curated record. Bases 54 to 1301 code for a protein of 415 amino acids. The transcript has a single exon. Lineage: Eukaryota; Fungi; Basidiomycota; Exobasidiomycetes; Entylomatales. Gene Ontology annotation, biological process: Mo-molybdopterin cofactor biosynthetic process.
CAGGCACGCUCUCGCAUCUGCGCAGAGCAACGAGUGGCACGCUGCGGCGCACAAUGUGCCGCAGCAAAGUGCCGCUGCACCUUCUGCAGGGCGCCGCCGGCAGCACUGCCCUGCGCUUCUACUCGUCGCGCCAGGGCUGGGAUCCCUGGGAUCUAGAUGGAGACGGUGGCCCGUGGGGCAGCCUUGACGCUCAGGCGGACGCGCCGGCGGAUCAGCAGGCGGCUGCCCGGAUGAGCAGCAGCCGCUCUGCACAGGCCUCUGCCUCGACGACGCCGCCACGUAGCGCACAGUCGUGGUCGUCAUACAUGGGCGACAGCGACGGCGAAGACUCGCCAUGGGCCUCACUCGACGCGAUCGCAGAUGGCGCAGAACACCUCGCCGUGCCGUUUUCGCCCAGCCAUUCGCCGGAUCCUCCAUCGACGCGGCCUCCUUCGAGUCCGCAUUCGCCGCUGCAGUCCGAACCACGCGUGGUGCACAACACCGCAUCUUCACCUUCUCGACCGCAAGACGCCUUUAGACAGCAAGCAGCGCGUCCACCUCCGUCCAGCGCCGCCCCAGCUGCACGUUUGACGCACGUCGAUCCCGGUUCCGGAGAAGCAUCCAUGGUCGACGUCUCUGCGAAGGCCUCAACCUCACGAUCAGCCACUGCAUCUGCGCGCGUGUACAUCCCAGCCUCGGUCGUGCCCCUCAUUCGCGCGAGCUCCGACUCGUCGACAGUGGCUCCCGCUGCGCCCGAGGCAUGGCGCAACAAAGGGCCGGUGCUGCACACGGCGCAGCUGGCUGGCAUCAUGGCUGCCAAGCGCACCGCCGACCUCAUCCCGCUCUGCCAUCCGCUGGCGCUAUCACACGUGGAGGUGGUGCUUGAGGUCGUCGAGCCUGCCCUGUCUUCCUCGCAGCCCGACCUCUCCGGGCUGCCGGGCCAGAGCACCGACGGAGGCUUUGGCCUGGACGCGCUCGGCGCCGACGAGGCGUGGGACGAGCCGUCGUCCUCUCCGGAGGAGCGCGCAUGGAUCGCGAAGCAGCUGGCCGAGAUCGACGGCGGCCAUGAGACGGCGCCGAGCGCGAGUGCCGAGCCUCAAGAAGGCAGCGCGGGCGAGGCAUACAUCAGCGUGCGCUGCACGGCACGCACUAGCGGUCCGACGGGCGUCGAGAUGGAGGCGCUGACGGGCGCCAGUGUCGCGUGCCUGACGCUGUGGGACAUGCUCAAGAGCGUCGGCGGGCGCACGAUGCGCAUCGACGGCCUCUGCGUCACGGCAAAGUCGGGCGGCAAGAGCGGCGACUGGACGCGCAGCAGCGAAUGAAGGGAAUGACAGAUUGCAUGCUGCUGCGCCUCCUUGUGAGAGACGCGCAUUGGGGGUGACGCGCCGAGACCAUGUGUGAGGUGAUGAAAGGUGCGCUACAUGAUGAGGA